AUGGAUAAUAAUAAUGCAGAGAAUCAUAUUUUACAAAUUUCCAAUGAAAUUGAUGAUUUGAAAGAUGAAGAAUUAAUUUCAUAAGCCUUAAAUAUCACCCAAGAUGAAUUCUAAAGAGAAAUAAUGUGUUUUAGAGAUGUUGGAACAAAAAAAUUAUGUGCAAAUAGAAUUAAUGAAUUAGAACUUUCCUACUAAUGCUUUGAUUGCAGUAAAGAUACUAGCCAUAUAAUUUGCAAGGAAUGCUUUAUUCCUGAAAUUCAUAAAAGUUAGUUUCAAAUAUUAUUAAAGAUCAUGCUGUACAAAUAGUUUAAAUGUCAUCUUAAAUGUAAGGAUAUUGUGAUUGCGGUGAUACAUUUAUGCUUGAUAGAAACUCGAUGUGCCCAAAACAUCUUUAAAAAGAUGUAAAGGUCGAAAAUAAAUUCAUAGAAAGUAAAAAAUAAAAAUAAAUAUAGAUAAUCCAGUUUUUAAAAAGUACGAAAAAUUUCUGAUGGAUGCUUUUGGAUUAUUCUAUAAAAAAUUAGAGAAAUUUAAAGAUUAUCCUCAUGAUCUUUUGGAGAAUAUAGAAAAUAUAAUAAAAAUUUUAAACAAUGAGAUUUUGGACAUUUAUUUUGAUUCUAAUAUAAUUUAUUUAGUCUCUAUUAAAGAUUCUAUUAGUGAGGCUAAAUAAAUUCACAGUUUAAUAUUUAGAACUUUAUAAAUAAUAACUAAUGAUAAUAUAAUAUGGGGCUAUUUGACAGGUAAAAUUUUAAAACAGGAAUUUCAAAUAUCGAUCAACUAAAAAUAACUUAGAUCAACAUCACUCUUGGAGUAAUAUCUAUAAUAUAACGCCCGUUUGGAAGGUUGUCUUCAAUUUUAAUAAGAUAUUUCAACAUUUUUUCCUCUUUUCUUUUAAGAUGAUGAUUUUAGAAUUUGCCUUUCAACAUGUGUAAUUUAAAAUUUUAAGAACUUUUAUGCUCUGGUUUGUUCAUACGAAUUAAUUACUAAUAAAAAUAAAGAAUUAAAAUUUCAGGUAUAUAAGGAUACCAAGGAUUAAAAAUUGACUGAUUUAAUAGACAAAAUACUUGCUUGUAGCUAAAUUGAAGAAAUAAAAUCUAGGAAUUCUCUUAUUUAAGGAGCAAUUAUUCAAAAAUUAUUUUUAUUUAUGCAAAGAGGUUAUAUCGAAAUGUUGAGGUUAUACAAAACUGUCCAAAGCCCUAUUCACUAUUAGCUAUUUAGCGUGGUUUCAGAUUUGAUAUUGGAAAUGUAAUAAUUCAUACUAAUUUAGACCGUUGAUUGACUUUCCAUCCCUAUAAAUAUGCAACUCUUAUAGUUAUGGAAUAGAAUUAAUGGCAAAAUGUGAAAAAGCCAUUAAUGAGCAAAUUAAUUAAAUUCAAGAGAUUCUCUAAGAAGAUUUUAGUGCUUUUAAAAUUCAAUUAUUAAAUCCAAAAUCAAUUGGAUUUUAGAAACUAUUAAACGAAUCUUUAUUAAUUUAUUCAUUAACAAGGAGACACCCAUGUUAGCAAUUGAAAAACUGUGUUUUAUAUUAUCCCUCAGAUGUUCAAUAAAAAGAAUUGUGUCUUAAUUACUCCGUAAUUAUAUCCUAAAAAAUUUUAUCCUCUUUUAGAUAUGAUUUAAAAUAAAUCCUAUUAAUAUUUGAUCAUUUACAUUCCUUUGAUGCUUAGAAUAUUUUAAGAUUAAUUUUGCACUAUUACCUUAAUAAUUUAAUAAAUUCUUUUGUUUUAAAAUACUAAUCACCAAUACAAUUAAUAGCAUUUAAUUAAGUCUUGAGUGACCGAAAUUUUAUUACUGUAUUGUCAAUAUAUUUGCUUAAUUUUUCAAAUUCUUAAGAUGCAUAUAAUAAUGUCCAAGAGUUAAGUGGAUUAGAUAAGACCUAGUUCAAUUAAAUAAUGCAUCAAAUAUUAAAACGGACUUUGUUAAAUUAUAUCAUUUUUUAAUCACCUGUGUGUUUUGAAUAUUAUAAGGGAGAUUAAGAUUAUUGGAAAAAUUUAGAAAAUGAGGUGUCUCUUCAAUAGGUUGAUGUUGCAUACAUAUAACUCUAUGCUUUUCUGUUUCAAGAGUUUGGCAUAUAUCAUAUUGUUUAAGGUUUUAUUGAAAUAUAAUAACACCUAAAAUAAAAAAUAAAUUUAUCUUUCUUAAUUUGUAAAAUUGCUUAAACAGAUUACGAUUUAAUAUAAUGUGUUGGAAGCAUUACUGGAAAUCAAUUUAAUGAAUAAUUUUAGAAAGGUUUGGCAAAAUUAUUUUAAACUGUUUUCUAUUCUUAAACAUUUUAUAACUUAAAUGAAAUGAGGACUCUUCUUAAAGAAUUCAGUUAUGAAAAUAAAAUAGAUUUGGAAACCUUAAUUUUGAGUUCCUGUGAAAUUAAUUUAGAUAAUGGACAGCUUUAGUUGAAAAAGGAAUUAAAAUUGCAUAUUUAUGAACCUAUAUAUGCUUCCUAUAAUGAGAAGAUCAAAGAGAAGAUUAAUGAUAAAUUGCAAAUGUAGAAUGACAAAUUUGUUGAGAUAUUUGGAUCCUCAUUAGAAUAUGAACUGAAAUAUUAUGGUACACCAAAAUCAACACUGACAAAUAUUAGAUAUGAAAUUCUAAAAGCAAUUUCUUAGGAUUAGAAUUAAUACUUACUGGAAAUAAUUGUAAAAGAUUUAGAGAAUAAUUUAUAAUCCAACAAGGGACUUAUUAAUUAACUGGAUGCAACAUUAAAAAUUUUACAAGAGAAUGCCAUUUACAUUAAUUUAUUAUAUUUAUCCAAUUAAAUGUUUAGUUCCAAUAAUGUCAAAAUAUAGCAUCUAGUAGAUAAAAUUUAACACUACAGUUAAGUUUUUAUUUUGCUGGAUAAAGUAAAUCAUACAUAAAAAUUAUUUUUCCAAGUUUAUUGUUCCAGAUUUGAAAACUUAAGUUUCACUCAGAAUUUGAACUAAAAAGAACAAUAGGUAACUGAAACUAAAUCCAAUGAAAAUCACUAAAACAAUAAAGAAUAAUUAAAAAAAAAAUUCAAUCUAAUGAUGGUAAAUUUCUCUAACCAAAUCACUAAUGAAGAUUUAUCAAAGGUUACAGAUGAAAUUUGUUAAUUAUGUAAGUUAGCAUUUGAAAAUAAUGAUCUUCAAUAUUAGCCAAUAUUAAUCUAGUACUCAAACAUAUUGGAACAAUUAAAAAUUAUUGAAGUAUCCUCCAAGACACAUCUUGAUAUCCUAUCUGCCCAUGUUUCAAAUUGUAAUCAUACCUUCCAUUUGAAUUGUUUAAAAAAAUAAAUGUUUGAUUAAAAGCAAAAGGAUGAAUACUAUUAAUGCCCUUUGUGUUAUUCUCCUUAUAAUUUCAUUCUUCCAGAUCCAUAUUAAAUUCAGAACAUUGAAAUUGUACAAUUUGAAAUAUGUUUAGAAGCUUUCAUAGAAUCGCUGUCUUCUCAUAAUUAAUAAAUUCUUGAGAAACAUUAUUUGGAUACAGAAUUUAACCUUUACUCAUUUCUAGACGAAAUAUUGUCUUAAAUUUUAUGCAAUUUAAUGUUCUAAUUAUUGAGUGACAUAAAAACAUUUAUUGAAAAGAACCAACAUUUAUUUUUAUAAAAGGUAGUAACUCUGAUGAGAUUAUUAUAUCAGAAUUUGAAUAAUAGAUUAAUUGAUAAUAUAAAAACAAGUGAAAAUGAAACGUUAUUUAAAAUUGUGAAAAUUGCCUAGCUUUAUCUUUUAAAAUAAACAAAUCUUAAUUAAUUUAAGCAAAAUCUUAUAAUUUUAUUUCAUCAAUAAAAUUAUUUUGCUUAAGUAAUAUUUCAAUUAUUUACAGAAAAGAAAGUCAAUUUAGCUAGUAAUAAUAUAGUUUUGCCUUAUGAUAUUUUAAAAAUUAAGGAUUCAUUUAAAUAGAGAAUGAUCAAUUUCUUAUCAAUUAAUUUUAGCUAAUUUUUUGCAAAGCAUUUCUUAACAAAAUGUUAAAAAAAGAAAUGCUCAAUACUAAGUUCUAAAAUGGAGACCAUUUUUUCUGGGCAAUGUAUUUGUUUAAUAUGUUUGAAGAAAAUGUGCCUUGGAAAUUGUGGAAAUUUCAAUCAGGUAAUUAUAGAAUUUGAUUUUAGAAACAAUUAGGAAAUCUUUAAAGGCAUAGCAUCAACAAUCAUUAAAGUAAGAGUAUCUUCUUAAAUGUCGAAAAUAGUUCAUUAAUAUUGAUGCGAUCCCCUUCCUAUAUAUUAAUGCCAAAUAGCUUAUACACAAAUAGAAUAGGUGAUUAACCUGUCAAGGGUCCGUAUCCAUUAUAGCAUUACAGCAAUUUUUAAAUCAAUCUAAAAAUUCUGGAUCAAAUAUUUGAUAUUAUUAUGGAAGAAAAGUACAUAUAAAAAUUAUAUGCGAACUCCUAAAGCCUCUAAAUAACAUUGACUUGA
Molecule: messenger RNA, 4357 nt
Organism: Paramecium octaurelia
Lineage: Eukaryota; Ciliophora; Oligohymenophorea; Peniculida; Parameciidae
Source: the annotation of a GenBank genome assembly